GGAGGCCUGGUCCCUGGCGCGGGCGCCGACACGCCGCUUAGCGGCGGCCCCUGGAGAGGCUGCCUCCUCUCCCCUCCGCUCCUCCUCCUUCUCCUCCUCCUCCUCCCCCUCUCCCUCCUCCUCCUCUUGGCGGCGAGUGAGUGAGGCUGCCUGGGGGACCCGGGAGCAGCCCUGUGCCCCCAGCGGUUCGGGCCGCGAUGAAGUCGGCCUGAGCGGAGCGCUCGCGCGCCGCCUCUUCCUGCCUUCCUCCGUCCCUCGGCCACCCCGCGCGUCCUCGCUCCCCGGCGCCUCCUCGUGCGGGGCCCCGGACCCCCGAGGGAAGAUGGCCGCGGAAGCGGCACGGAGCUGGCUGGACGCGCUGGCCCAGCAGGCCGAGGAGGGCUCGGCCCCGCUGCGGGAGCUGCUGUCGGCCGGCCUCUACCUGCUGCGCACCGAACUGGGCCUCGACCUGGGGCUGGAGCCGCACAGCUAUCCGGCCUGGGUGAUCCUGCUGGGCACGGCCGCGCUCGGGCUGCUGCUGCUGCUCCUGCUCGGGCUGGGAUGGGCCGCGGCUUGCUCCGGGGCCCGCCAGAGGCGGAGGAGCCCGCCCCGCCGGCGGGAGGAGGUGCCGGCCCCGGCCCCGGCCCCGGAGGACGGAGCCCUGCUGAAGAGCCUCAGGAGCGAGGAUUCGAGGAAGAAGAACCGGAAGAGAGUGGCUGAGAAGCCCAAGCCAAAUGGUCGUACUGUGCCUCAAGUGCCAGAGGAGGAAGUGAUUACAUCUCCUCGAAGAGAAGCAGCAAAGCAGCAGCAGCAGCCGCAGCCGCAGCAGCAGCAACAGCAGCAGCAACAGCUAGAUGCAGAAAAGAAAAAUGAAAAGUUAAAGAAAAAUAAGAAGAAAUCAAAGUCAGAGGUUAAAGCAGUGCAGAACAGUUCACGCCAUGAUGGAAAGGAAGUUGAUGAAGGAGCCUGGGAAACUAAAGUCAGUAACAGAGAGAAACGGCAGCAGCGUAAGCGCGACAAGGUGCAGCCUGAUACUGGUCCCUUGGAUCCAGCUGUCUCGGGGAUAGAAAGUGCCUAUACAGUAACCACUGAGCAGCUUAUUACAGCUUCGUUUCCCGUUGGUUCCAGGAAGAAUAAAGGAUUGAAUGAAAACCCUACUGUAAAUGGAGGCAGCUGGAAUGAAAAGUCAAUAAAAAUCCCUUCACAGAUCAGUGCAGGUGAGGAGAAAUGGACAUCUGUGUCAUCUGCUUCAGCUGGAAAGAGGAAGAUUGAGCCAUCUAUUUGGGGUCAGGAUACUGGAGAUACUAGUGCAAAUGGAAAAGACUGGGGUGUGUCCCUGGUGGGAAGGACCUGGGGUGAACGUUCAUUAUUCCCUGGCACUGCUUCUUGCUCUGGUAACGUGGAUAGGAGGGUAAAUAAUUCGACUGAGCAGAAUUCUGCUCCCUUUCCAUCUCUGGCACUCACCACUGCAGUUUCUGGGUCUACCGCUGAGGUUUCUCAGUCUACUGCUUCUGAUUUUCAGUGGGAUGUAAGCCGUAAUCAACCCCAUAUCGAUGAUGAAUGGUCUGGGUUAAAUGGACUUUCUUCUGCUGAUCCCAGCUCUGAUUGGAAUGCUCCAGCUGAAGAGUGGGGGAAUUGGGUAGAUGAAGAGAAGUCUUCAUUUCUGAAAUCCCAGGAGUUGGUCCAUGAUGAGAAAUUUUCAGAUGAUGAUAAAGAAAAGGAAGAUGUGCCUCUUCAGAGUUCUGCCUCUGGUAAAUCUAAAAAGAAGAAAAAGAAAAAGAAGAAGCAAAGUGAAGAGACUAACUCUCCAGCACAGGAUACAGAAGAAUUAGAGAAAGAGUUUAGAGAAGAUUUUCCAAUGGAGACCUCUAAAGUCCAUCCAAAACAGAAAAAAGAUCCUUCUUUGAAGACCAUGAGCACUAGUGAUCCACCUGAAGUACUCAUCAAAAGUAGCCAGCCUGUUAAGACUCUUCCACUUGCUGUUUCUACCGAGCCAUCUGUAAUUUUAUCACAAAAUGAAUCUGACAAGAUACCUUCCCAAGUGCCCCAGACGCUACAAGAGACAGCUGUUUCCAAGCCUAAUCUUAAGCAGAAUAGUGUGCCUCCUUCCCAGACCAAGUCUGAAGCUAGCUGGGAAUCUCCCAAACAAGUAAAAAAGAAGAAAAAAGCUAGACGAGAAACGUGAAUGUUUUAUCCUGAAUUGGACAUGUGUUAUGCAGACACUGUCUUGAAGAUGAUGCUGUUUAUGCAAUAAUUUGUGAACAUGUACAGAAUUUUAUAUAAAUUUCAACUGAUUUUUAAAGACAAAACUGCUGUGAAUGCAACCAUCAUUAAAAUGGAAAUCAAAGGAAAGUUAAUUUGCAAAAUUAACAGCUCAGCAGAACAUGCUACAUUGCUGGAAGACGCUUAGGAGUCUCUUUUUCAAUUUUAUGAACUAUCUUAAUUUAAGAAUAUAGAUCUCCUGGUUUUACAACAGUGCCCUGUUUACAACAGAUUGUGUUCUGUCUCAUCUGCAGCUGAGGACUAGAGGAAUGUUUAGAGAAAGGGUUGGCUAUAAAAUAGUGGGUAUUUCUUGCAUCUUUGAUUCACAGAUUGUCUACCAUUUGAAUUUGCUUCACAUGUAAAUCAAAGUGCUUUGAUUAAUUGCAUAAUCUUCCACAUUUUACAUAUUUUUUGGUAGCAGUGUGUAUUAAAGGAGUCACAAGUGCAAAUACAAAAUCAUUUGUUGUCAUUUGUUUAGCUGAGCCUUUAUGGUUUAGUUGACAGAAAAAAAUGCUGUCAGUUAAAAGAUCAGAAAUGCAAUUGACACUUGAGUAUGGUUCAUGAAGUUAUUUUUGAUAGUCUUAAAUUACUUGAAUUCUUCAAAGUGCAGUAUAUUUUUAAUUAUAUUACAAAAACUCAACUAUGUGUAUAUGGUCUUGUUUCUGUUGUUUCUUUUAAAAAGUUCAUGCUCAUGUUUAAUUGCUCAUUUUUAAUGAUGUGAACUGUUAGUCAAACUCUAAGUCACCUUUUCCCUUUCCCAAGCAAUUAUUUUUACCAGCUUCAGCUCUGUUCUCUUUGUUGCUAAAAUGUCUUUUGACUUUAAAAUUGAAAUCAUUCACACACUAGUCAUACAAGACAUCAAAGUUUUGAUGGAGAAUGGAAGACUAAAAUCAGACAGCUUUAAUUGACAUUGUCAAGAACUCCAGUUAUCAGGAAUACAUUUUUUUACUGCCUUAACCUGUAGUGUGUAGAAUAUGCAUCUAAAUUUCUUGAGGGGGAAUUAGUGUUUUUAUAAGAAUUUUCAUGUAAGUAUUGCGGUUGUAGUUAAAUAAGGAACAUUUCGCACUUGAAACUGUAUUGAUUAAAAUGAUGUGUGAAAUGUUCCAUUUUCAGGCACUGUGUAAUUAUAUUGUAAUGAACUGGCAAGUAUCUUUGUAUCUAUAAAUAGUGCAUGCUCAGCCAUGUACACUGUAAAUAGCCUUUACCAAAUGUGUUUGACAAGGACCAUAAUUAACAUCGUUUAGUGAAUUGUGAUUGAGAAAAAAAAAGCCAUGAAUUAUUUGAUGCGAUUGGCUUAGUUGUUUUUAUGUGCUCAGAGACAUUGUUUGUAACAGCUGUAACCAAUGGUACUGAUCCAACCAUCCAAUAUUGUCUUAUUUUACUUGACUGCAGUUUGGUAGUAUUGACUUACAAAUGCUUAAAAGGGUAGAGAAACAAAAUGACUUUAGUUUUGCUGAAGAUUGGGCCUUUAUCAAUGAACCGCUUUCCUAAUAGUGAUUGCUAACUUUUAUACAGGUGUUAACAUCUGUUUCAGGAACAUGGCAGUAUGUUUACAUGUUCAGAGUUUUGUUUAAUUCAGUGACAUUUCUAAGUUGAUUUGUUUAAAUAAAUUGAGCAAAUGUUA
This is a messenger RNA of Vombatus ursinus (common wombat), 3865 nucleotides long. RefSeq names its product metadherin (gene MTDH). Gene Ontology annotation, biological process: negative regulation of apoptotic process; regulation of transcription by RNA polymerase II; positive regulation of canonical NF-kappaB signal transduction. NCBI's taxonomy places the organism in Eukaryota, Metazoa, Chordata, Mammalia, Diprotodontia, Vombatidae. Gene Ontology annotation, molecular function: transcription coregulator activity. The coding region runs from base 323 to 2164 and encodes 613 amino acids. The record is from RefSeq and is a predicted model, not a curated record. The transcript has 12 exons. Gene Ontology annotation, cellular component: nucleus.